ACAUAUUGGAAUUCAUACGUUACUCAAACAAUUCUUGGGGUUAAUCGUGACAGCUGAUUGCUCAUGGUUGAAGACAGUAGGGGUCUCGGUGAUUCCGUUGGACGGCAGUACUUUGGUGAUAGCGUAAUUGAUAGUUCAUUUUAUUCGGACAACAUUAAGACAAAUGUUUUCAACUUCAUGGGAGAACUUAAACCGAACGUCCAUGACGUUAGUAAUUCCAUCAAGCCACCUCACACAUCGGAAAAACGAAAACGAAUGAGUCCUGUUCCGGAUAAUGUUAUACCCCACAAAUACUACCUCUGUGAAACGGCUAUGGCAAAUCAUUUUGCUCAAAUGAAUCUAACCUUACCGGUCGACGCAUCCAAAAUUCAAGGUGAUUGCAGCUCACCUUUGUUUGGUGAUUCGUCCUGCUUUCCACUUGACUCAAGUCAGAUUGCUUCCGCUCAUCACUUGUAUCAAAACUUGUCAUUGCACACUAACAAAGAAGCAGGUGUUAUUACUAUUAAUGACGAUGAGGAUAUUGAUGAAGAUGCGCAAACCGAAAGAUCACCUUUACGAUUUUCAAAUGAUUUGAAAGAUCACUUAAGAUUUAAACGAAUGAAUCCAACAGAUACGUUCCUAAGAGGACUGCUUUCAUCUGAACCGUCACUCGCGAUAGUGCCGUUUAAUCCUGAUCCCCUCAAAAGUUUACUUCCGCCUAAUUUCUCAGAUCAAGAGUCAAGUGAAGAAAACUCGGACUCUAAAGUGUUACCAGAUAGUCAAGUGCUCGAUUCGUCUACUGUCCUCCCUACCAAUUCCUCUACAUUUGGUAACGUUUUGUGUAUGGAUAUCGAUUCAGAUUUCACGGGAUAACAAAAACAGUUUGGUUUUAUUUGAAUUAUAAAGAAACUGUUCAAAUUGUACAUUAUUGUCAUUUCCUAACGAGGUCUACCCCUGCAUAUUCAGCUCCUUCACUUAGCAUUUGCACACACAUAUCGAGUGGUUUAAUACAGUGGAUAGUCCAUGCAUUUUCUAAUGUUACUGCAUUAAUGAACAAGACCUUUGAAAAUUACAACACACCUUGCCUUUGAUUGUUAUCUUUAUCAUUUGUUGGAUAUAUAUUGUUAAUAUCUUUUACAAUGUAUAAGAUAUGCUGUACUGAUUUUUUAUUGUAGUGCACGUAUAUAUUGUUGGUUUUUCAAUAUUUAUUGUACUCAUUGUAUAUGAACACUAUAUUUUCUAGAUUUCUUUCUGUUUAGAUAGAAAUAAAUCAAGUUUUUGCAGCGU
Messenger RNA from Schistosoma margrebowiei, 1266 nucleotides. NCBI's taxonomy places the organism in Eukaryota, Metazoa, Platyhelminthes, Trematoda, Strigeidida, Schistosomatidae. The record is from the annotation of a GenBank genome assembly.